Molecule: messenger RNA, 1373 nt
Organism: Balearica regulorum gibbericeps (East African grey crowned-crane)
Lineage: Eukaryota; Metazoa; Chordata; Aves; Gruiformes; Gruidae
Source: RefSeq, a predicted model, not a curated record
GCAUUGCUGGCUUUGGGCAUCAGUCAGUCUGCAAGAACGCCUGACCCUAGUCAUCCGUAUGGUUUCACAAACAUGCGCUAUAUUGCCUCCCUGAUUAGUGGGGUGGGCAUUUUCAUGAUGGGUGCAGGACUUUCUUGGUAUCAUGGGAUCAUAGGUUUGCUCCACCCUCAUCCUAUAGAAUCUCUUCUCUGGGCAUACUGCAUUUUAGCAGGGUCAUUGGUAUCUGAAGGAGCUACCCUUCUUGUUGCUAUAAAUGAAAUUCGCAGGAGUGCUCGAGCCAAGGGUCUGUCAUUUUAUCAAUAUGUCGUGCAGAGUCGUGAUCCUAGUACAAACGUGGUGUUACUGGAGGAUGCUGCAGCAGUUCUGAGUGUGGCUGUAGCUGCUACCUGUAUGGGUCUGACUUCUUUAACAGGAAACCCUUAUUAUGACAGUGUGGGGUCUCUAGGUGUUGGAACUUUGUUAGGAACUGUUUCAGCAUUUCUAAUCUACACUAACACUGAAGCCUUGCUGGGACGAUCCAUUCAACCUGAACAACUGCAGCGACUCACUGAGUUACUGGAAAGUGAUCCUGUAGUGAGAGCAAUUCAUGAUGUUAAAGCCACAGACAUGGGAAUGAGCAAAGUGAGAUUCAAGGCAGAAGUAGACUUUGAUGGACGGGUUGUUACUCGUUCUUACCUGGAAAAACAAGACAUUGAACAGCUGCUACAAGAAAUUCAACAAGUGAAAACCCUUGAAGAAUUAGAAGCCUUCAUGCUUAAGCAUGGUGAGAAUAUCAUUGACACACUGGGAGCUGAAGUAGACAGACUUGAGAAGGACCUGAAGCAACGAAAUCCUGAUGUUCGUCAUGUGGAUUUGGAGAUACUAUAGACUUGGCAGAAGAAAUCUUCAGGUUGCUACCAUUUUGGAAAGAAGUCAUGUAAAGGGCUGAAAAGCUUCUGAAAUUGCAGUGACCUCAGCAUCAUACCUCGCUUACUUUUGCUGUAGGCUUCGUGGACUGUUAGCACUGCUUCUGUUUCUGGAGGAGCACUAGACUUGCAGACAAAAAUUUCCAUGGCAAAAUCAAUUUUAAAAAGCUACUUGACUUAAAUUUCACAGGAGAGUCUGUCAGAAUACAUUUACUGCAAUUCAGAACUUAAGACUUGAGGUGUAGUUAGGCAACUAUAGCUGCCUGAAAAUGUAUGACACACUUAGUUUUUCCAUUUGUGUCCCUUUGCAGUCAGUUUGCACUUCUUUAGUUUCUUUCAAGAUAUCAUUAAAGGUUCUUGGGAGAUAUUAAGAUUAGCUAGGAAGAGUUUGUUCCAGUGGAACCUGCCAACCUUAAACUAAUUGUAAUAUUUCAACUGUGUAAUUGUUUCACAGUUUUUCUUUUCUAU